Molecule: messenger RNA, 3142 nt
Organism: Sarcophilus harrisii (Tasmanian devil)
Lineage: Eukaryota; Metazoa; Chordata; Mammalia; Dasyuromorphia; Dasyuridae
Product: probable polypeptide N-acetylgalactosaminyltransferase 8
Exons: 10
Coding region: 477-2141 (554 amino acids)
Cellular component (GO): Golgi apparatus
Source: RefSeq, a predicted model, not a curated record
UUUAAUAAUGAAAUCUUGGUUUAGUUUCUGCUGACAGAACCUUCCUAGAAUGCUUCCUCAACUCUCUGCCACUCCCCAGUUCUCUUUCAUACCCCUUUCAGUCUGAAGUCAUAUUUUAUUCAGCUUGCAUCUCUGGCAUUGUUUCCCAAGACUGAACCUCAAGUGAGCUGACUUUUGCCUUUGUCCAAGUGAAAAUUUUCCUAGCUGAUUCAUACUAAUAUUCGUUAAUGUGAUUUUCCUUGCUAGAUAAAGGCUAGACAUCUAAUAGAUUCCCUCUAAGGAUGACAUACAAAUCAGAACAGGUUUGAAUAUGGAUCCAGACAGUUUUAAGGAAUCUUUCAUUUCCUCAGGAGGCAAGGAUCUCUUGAUCUUUGAAUGAAUCUAGAAGAGGGAUAGAAACAUUUAUUUGAUUGUGGUUUACCUGAAUAUUUUAUUUUUUUUCCUAUUCAUCAGCUGAAAACUCCGUGAGAAAGGCUAUGAUAUAUGAAGACAUGAUACAGGCCAAAGCUGUGAACAAGUCUCCAGUGAAGGUGGAGACUAGAAGGAGUGGUGUCUCAGCAUUUGUGAAAGCCAGAACACAUAGAAAACUCCAGAGGAAACUUUUCCCAGAUACAGCUCUUUUCGAAAAGUGGGGCGAUAACUUGACCAAUGCCCAGCAGAUCCAAGCCUUCAUACUCUUCUCCCUGUAUGGUUACAAUGCUUACCUCAGUGACCACCUGCCAUUUAAUCGAUCCAUUCCAGACACUCGUCCUCUCAGGUGUCUUGAAAAGAAGUACCCCCAACAACUUCCAACCCUCAGUGUUGUUAUCACGUUUAUGGAUGAAGCUCUGUCCAUUUUACAACGGGCCAUUACCAGUAUCAUCCAUAGGACCCCUUCUCACCUGCUGAAAGAGCUCAUCCUUGUGGAUGAUUUUAGCUCAAAUGAGGACCUAAAGGUAAAUCUAGACAAACAGAUCCAGCUUUACAAUCUCAAGUACCCUGGGCUGCUGAAGCUGAUUCGACACACUGAAAGGAAGGGGGUAGCCUCUACUCGCUUCUCUGGGAGUCAAGCUGCCACGGCAGACGUAGUGAUCUUCUUGGAUGCUCAUAUUGAAGUGAAUAUUGAGUGGGCAGAACCCAUCUUAGCUCGGAUUCGGGAAGACCACACUGUGAUUGUGUCACCCAUAAUUGACAAUAUUCUUUUUGACACCUUGGAAGUGAAUGAGUCUCCACUGAUGCCCAUGGGGUUUAGCUGGAAAUUGUUUGGCCAUUAUGACUAUAUGUCAGUCAACUCGAAAGAUAACACUAUAGCAAUAAAGAGUCCUGCCAUCAUGGGUAUCUUUGCUGCAAACAGACUGUUCUUGGAGAAGAUUGGAUUCUUGGAUACCGGGAUGCUAUUUUAUGGAGGAGAAAAUGUAGAACUGAGCCUGAAGGCAUGGCAGUGUGGAGGGAAAAUUGAAAUCUUACCAUGUUCUCGGAUUGCUCACCUGCAACGAGCCCACAAACCCUAUUCUCUGAUUAUUUCACCCCUCAUGAAACGCAAUGCUCUUCGUGUAGCUGAAAUAUGGAUGGACAACUACAAAUACAUGGUGUAUUUAGCUUGGAAUCUGCCUUUGAAGAAUCAUGGAAUAGAUUUUGGAGAGGUGUCUUCUAAGAUAGAACUCCGCAAGAAACUGAAGUGUAAAAGUUUUGACUGGUACCUCAAGAAUAUUUAUCCAAAUCUUAUGCCACUUCAGCACAUUGUUGGCUAUGGAUCUAUGAAAAAUUCUGUGAAUAAAAUGAUCUGCUUGGACCAGGGAAACAUCCAAGGAAACACACCAGUCAUGUAUAUUUGCAAUGGAUUCAAACAACAGUUUGUAUACUACCACUUGACUGGAGAACUGUAUGUUGGACAGCUACAUGCAGAAAUAUUUUCAAAUGAUCGGUGCUUAACAGAUCCUGGAGAAGGAUGGAAGCCAGAAUUAGUAUCAUGCCAAGAAGCAAUACUGAAAAGGAUGAACAUGUAUUGGGAUUUUAAGCAAGGAGCAUCAAUCACCAACAAGUACACUAAUCGGUGCUUAGAAGUCAGUAAGCGUUCCCCAGUUUCCCAUCUCCUUAUCCUCCAGAGAUGCACCGGACAAAAAUGGACUAUCCAACAUACUGUCAGAAAUUGGGAGAUCUAAAGUUCCCUCAGUAAGAAUGGAGCUGGAAGUAAUAACAUAAGGCCCUGGAUUUAAGGAUAGACACAUGUCCCUGAUGAGAAGACUUUCUGCUUUCAAACCUGUUUUGAGCAGGAUGCCAUCUUCCUAUAUGUGAAUAAAAGUAUUGAUGACAAUGUGAUGGAAAAUGAAUGUCAUAGUGGUAAAUGAGUUAUAGAUAUGAAAGAAAUGCAGCUUGUGAUGGGAUUAGAGGAGGUCAAGAAUGCUUUGUUUUCCUAUGGUCCAAAGAAUACCCUAACGAUCCAUUCCAGAACUUUCUGUUAAAGAUUCAUUGAAAUGUAAAAUCUUGUGAAAUUGUUGCUUUGAUUGGGAAAGUGGAGUUGUCAAAAAACAAAAAAAAAGCAGUGUAAAAUCUGUUCUUUGGGAUCUGCUAGGGUUAUUGAGUUCACAUAUACUAUAGUUAAUCUUUUUUCUUUAUGCCCUCCCUUGGCUCAUUUAUUCAGAGUCGUGGGACAGUCUUUGUUCUAUUAGAGGGAUUAUGUCCUUUCUUUGUCAGAAAUCAAGAGCAUUCUUGGAGAAAUACCAAUGUUUCUUCUGGUUUUAGCAAACUUUAAAUUCAUUAGCCCCCUCUCCUCUUUAUAGAAAUGUGUUUGGUCAGCAGUUCAUCAGAGCAAGGUAUAACUACCUAUAAAGUCUCAAGUACCUAUCAAAUCCAAGAAGCACCACCCCACUGAGUAGGACUUUUUGUGCCCUUAGAUAACCAGGAAAUAGGAAGAUCCCCAGGAAGAAUUCUUGUCACAGGUAUGUAAUCACAAUACUGUUAGUUAUUCAUCUUUUGGGAAACAGAAAGUGUUUAGGUCUAUGUUUUAUGUGAUAUAUUUUUUAUGUUCUGUGUUUUAUCUUAGACAAAGAACUUGCAAGUAACUCAAAUUCUCCCAAAGUAGAAUAUAUUGUCUUAGGAGGUGGUAGAUUCCUUUUUAUUAGAGAUAUUGUCAAAUAAAGACUGGACAAGUAUUUUUCAUGUA